UCUCCAGCUCACCAAUCCUCCAGGUGACUUCCAGCCAUGAAGACUCUUGUCCUCCUCUCUGCCCUUGUCCUGCUGGCCUUGCAGGUCCAGGCUGAUCCCAUUCAAGAGGCAGAGGAAGAGACUAAAACUGAGGAGCAGCCAGCAGAUGAGGACCAGGAUGUGUCUGUCUCCUUUGAAGGCCCAGAAGCCUCUGCUCUUCAAAAGCCUGGUAAUAGGGAAUAUGAUGGUUAA
Molecule: messenger RNA, 231 nt
Organism: Rattus rattus (black rat)
Lineage: Eukaryota; Metazoa; Chordata; Mammalia; Rodentia; Muridae
Product: defensin alpha-like protein 1
Exons: 2
Coding region: 37-231 (64 amino acids)
Biological process (GO): innate immune response in mucosa; cellular response to lipopolysaccharide; antibacterial humoral response
Cellular component (GO): extracellular matrix
Source: RefSeq, a predicted model, not a curated record